UUUCGCAAUGAAUCAAAUGUGGACCUUUUAUUUAUUUAAACCAGGGUAGUAAAUUAUACAUUAUGCUUGAAUAUGUUGGUUUUGCAGAAGCAAGGAGGAGAAAGUUUCUUGAAUUGUAUCCAAAAGAAGCAACAAAUCAAGAUUCUGUGCUGUCUAGAAGCUCCAUUAUACCCCGGUGGGCUUGGGUUACACGUUCUCACCUUCCUGAGGCUGAGUUGCUCAAUGGUCGAGCGGCAAUGAUUGGGUUCUUUAUGGCUUAUCUUGUGGAUGUUUUGACUAGGCUUGAUGUUGUAGGGCAAAGUGGUAAUUUCAUAUGYAAGAUUGGMUUGUUUGCWACAGUYAUGGGUGUWGUCYUUUUUMGGCAAACCAAUUCUCUACAGGAUCUCAAGAAUCUAGCAGAUGAGGCCACAUUUUAUGAUAAACAGUGGCAAGCUUCAUGGCAAGAUCAAGAUUCAAGUGGUGGCACAUCGGGAAAAAAGUGAAACCUCUGUAUUAUCGAUUAACAGAACUGCUUGUCUGCAUUUCCAAUCAUAAACUUAAGUUACAUGUACGGAACUAGUUAGUCUUGGACCAACAUAUGAAUGUACCCUGAUUUUUUUUGUACUUCUAUUCUUGCUUGAUCAAGAAACCACAAAUUUUCAGAUGAUCAUGUUGCUAUAUCUAUAAAACCAGUUGUUGAUGAUUAAGAUAAAGAUUUCAUGAGGCAUGGUGGAGAAGAUGUUUGCAAGGUUGUGGACAUUAUUGGAUGUUCCAGGACCAUGUUGAAUACUUGAGGCAAAAAAAGGAACAGCAUCUUACAUGUAAGAGUCGCCAUCCUCACUUGCCUUACUAGGUAAGAGA
Molecule: messenger RNA, 840 nt
Organism: Cynara cardunculus var. scolymus (artichoke)
Lineage: Eukaryota; Viridiplantae; Streptophyta; Magnoliopsida; Asterales; Asteraceae
Product: light-harvesting complex-like protein 3 isotype 1, chloroplastic
Exons: 2
Coding region: 63-482 (139 amino acids)
Source: RefSeq, a predicted model, not a curated record